Pelobates fuscus (common spadefoot toad) is the source of this 1255-nucleotide messenger RNA. RefSeq names its product beta-1,3-galactosyltransferase 5-like. Gene Ontology annotation, cellular component: Golgi membrane; endoplasmic reticulum. NCBI's taxonomy places the organism in Eukaryota, Metazoa, Chordata, Amphibia, Anura, Pelobatidae. The transcript is spliced from 3 exons. The record is from RefSeq and is a predicted model, not a curated record. The coding region runs from base 175 to 1122 and encodes 315 amino acids. Gene Ontology annotation, molecular function: N-acetyl-beta-D-glucosaminide beta-(1,3)-galactosyltransferase activity.
CAUACCACAUUGGAUCCAGAUUUCAGGCCUAUAUCCAUAGGCUGGGAUUAUACCAUCCAGGUGCUACAUCUAGAGUGAGUCUAUAGCUCCAAACACUGCUCUUAUACUGAGAUGUCAACACCACUGACAGUUUAAAGGAAAUAUCUUGCACAGAAUGUAUAAUACCCAGCAAACAUGAUAUUUAGCAGAAGAGUGGUUGUUGUCAUAGCACUCACUUGUAUAUGCCUUGUGCUUUUGGGGGUUUUUGUGGAGGUACAGUUUUUGAAUUUCUGCACCAUUUGCUAUCAAAGAGCCUUGAGCCAUGAACGUGAUGAAAGAUUUUUUACACUUUUACCAAAUAUAAGCUGCAAAAAUAAUCCACCUUUUCUAGUUCUGCUAAUAACCAGCACCCAUGGUCAACAAUCUGCACGAAUGGCAAUCCGACAAUCAUGGGGAAAGCCAAGAACCAUCCAAAAACAAAAUGUAGUUGCCUUCUUUCUUCUGGGUUCCACUGUGACAUUGCAACAUGAAGACCAAGCUAAUCUUGUUGAUGAACACAAUAAAUACAAUGAUAUUAUUCAGAAGGAUUUUAUUGAUGCAUAUUCCAAUCUAACCAUUAAAACUCUUAUGGGACUUGAAUGGAUUCAGUAUUUUUGUCCAGAAGCAACUUUUGUAAUGAAGACUGAUACAGAUAUGUUUGUCAAUACAAUAUAUCUUGUCGACUUGCUUCUACAGAAAAAAGUUACUGCAAACUUUUUUACCGGUUUCUUAAAAUUAAACGACUCUCCUAUACGUAACACAAAGAGCAAGUGGUAUAUUAGUAAUCUCGAAUAUCCAUAUGACAAAUAUCCACCAUUUUGCUCAGGGACGGGUUACGUAUUUUCUGCAGAUGUGGCACUGAAGAUCAUGAAUGUCACAUCAAGCAUACCAUUUAUUAAACUGGAGGACGUCUAUGUAGGAUUAUGCUUGGACAAAUUGAAAAUACCUCCACAGGAGCUUCUUAACAAGCAAACCUUUUUCCCUGCGCGUGUGCCUUUCUCAGUGUGCAAGUACCGAAAUAUUGUAACUUCCCACGGAGUGCAACCAAAAGAUAUUCUGCUUUAUUGGGAAGCUGUAGAGCAGUCAGAAAAUCAAGAAUGCUAAAAAACUAUCUCUGCCCUUCAGUGGCACCAAUCUUGUUCAAUAUCAUGUGUGACUCUGACAUGGAAAAGGAGCUAACCUUUUGGCAUCUUUCCACAAUGUCUUUUUCUCCCCAAGUAAAAUCAAGUUUAAAAUG